Messenger RNA from Haplochromis burtoni (Burton's mouthbrooder), 2138 nucleotides. RefSeq names its product cell cycle control protein 50A. The coding region runs from base 226 to 1332 and encodes 368 amino acids. The record is from RefSeq and is a predicted model, not a curated record. The transcript has 7 exons. Lineage: Eukaryota; Metazoa; Chordata; Actinopteri; Cichliformes; Cichlidae. Gene Ontology annotation, cellular component: endoplasmic reticulum; plasma membrane; Golgi apparatus. Gene Ontology annotation, biological process: phospholipid translocation.
GAAAGCUUCCGGCUUCUUCUUCUGGAGAGAGAACCGCAGUUGAAGGCAAACAAGAAGUCAGCGCUACAAUGAGCAGAUAUUUUCAUUAGACUGGGGGUAAAGUUCACUUCGCUCACAGUUUUACCCUUUGCCUAACCGCUCUGUGUCUUACUUGACGUGUGGGAUUAACGGAGCAGCUCGGCUGUCUGUCAGAGAGGAUUAUUUAACUCGAAGCUGACCGCAGCCAUGAUGGCGUCGAGCUACAACGCUAAGGAAGAGGACGGACACCACUCCGGCGCUUCGAGUGGCACUGGCCUUUCGAAAAAUAAGAAACCGGACAACACGGCGUUCAAACAGCAGAGACUUCCAGCCUGGCAGCCCAUCCUCACAGCAGGCAGUGUGCUGCCGGCUUUUUUCGUCAUUGGGCUCAUCUUUAUCCCCAUCGGCAUCGGCCUGUACGUCACAUCGAACAACAUCAAAGAGUUUGAGAUCGACUACACUGGUGUGAGCAGUGACAGCCCGUGCUACAACUGUGCAAAGAACUUCACCUGGAACACCACAGAGCCCUGUGUCUGCACCGUCAACUUCACUUUGCUCCAGCCGUUUGAGAGCAAUGUCUUCAUGUACUACGGCUUGUCCAACUUCUACCAGAACCACAGACGCUAUGUGAAGUCCAGAGAUGACAGACAGCUGAACGGUGACCUGUCUGCCCUGACGGAUCCCAGCAAGGAGUGUGAGCCGUACCGUAAGAGCGGAGAUGUGUCCAUUGCUCCGUGUGGGGCCAUAGCUAACAGCCUUUUCAACGACACUCUGGUGCUGUACUACGUCGAUUCCAACAACAGCAAAAUUGAAGUUCCUCUGGUAAAAAAAGGCAUUGCGUGGUGGACGGACAAGCAUGUGAAAUUCAGGAAUCCUGCUGGAAACAGCAACCUGACUUUAGCUUUCCGAGACACAGCGAAGCCGGUGAACUGGGCGAAGCCGGUGUACGAGCUGGACCCGUCAGAUCCCGAUAACAACGGCUUUAUCAAUGAGGACUUCAUCGUGUGGAUGCGCACGGCUGCAUUGCCCACCUUUCGGAAGCUCUAUCGCAUCAUCCAGAAGAAGUCUGGCACCACCCCAACUCUCCCCAACGGGAAUUAUAUGCUGAACAUCACCUACAAUUACCCCGUACUCAGUUUUGAUGGUCGCAAGCGGAUGAUCCUGAGCACCAUCUCCUGGAUGGGAGGAAAGAACCCCUUCCUGGGCAUCGCCUACAUCACCGUGGGCUCCAUCUGCUUCUUCCUGGGUGUGGUUCUGCUCAUCAUCCACCACAAAUACGACAACCGCAACACCAGUGCAGAUAUCCCAAGCUAAACGGCGCGUUCCACGCUCGGGCCUCUGCAUGCACGAGUGCGUACGCUGUACCAGGCUGUCGUGCGGUAGCGUCUCCAGUUUCUCAUCAAAGCUGUGUUUAAGCGUAGCAAGGCGUCUCCGUCUGUCUCUGUGUAUAUAGCUUCAGGCCGAUUUGCUGAGAAUGUCUUUUUUUGUCUUCAGGUUUGCAGUCUUUUAUUUAUCUGAACAUUAUCAAAGUACCUGUUUCAUUUUAGCAGUGCUUUGCGAAUGGCUUAAUUAUUGAAGGAUGUAUGUAAUUUUAAUGCAAGUUUUUGUCCAUAUUAUGUAAAGUUAUAUGUCCUGCUGAUGAAUGUACCGUAACACUUCGUUGACAUACCUCUGUGGGUUCUGGGAUUACCUUGAAUACUGAAGGUGAUUAUGAUUGCUUGGAUAAAUACUGAUAUUCAAGAGUCAUAAAGCAUUAAUAAGAAGUAAUAACAGAAAUAUGCUUUUCUGCCCUCCACUGUGACCGAGGAGCCAGUCUUUUAUUUAUCACUCAUAAAACUUACUUUAUACAGUAUUCCUAAUUCAAAGGUGGUGUCUCUGGGUGGGUGGAGCACAGGAAUUCUUAAUUUAUUGUUUGUUAGUGGUUCGACCAGAGUGUGAAAUCGUCUGAUUGGUUAAUGUUGACCAAACGAUAUGCACUUUAAAAGUGUCCCGUUUGUUCGUUUCCCCCUUGUUUCGCCCUUCUGGACUGUUCUUGGUUUUUUAUGCUGUUAAAACUUUCAAUUUGAGCUCCUUGGCUUUUUAUAAGGUUUGUAGGGUCCAAUUAAAGAACUUGGUCAAUG